Molecule: messenger RNA, 2894 nt
Organism: Branchiostoma floridae (Florida lancelet)
Lineage: Eukaryota; Metazoa; Chordata; Leptocardii; Amphioxiformes; Branchiostomatidae
Product: NXPE family member 1-like
Exons: 4
Coding region: 56-1834 (592 amino acids)
Source: RefSeq, a predicted model, not a curated record
UGUUGUCUGCGACUUGUCUGUCAGUGGUCAGUUGAGUUGGGGCUCCUCUUCGUAUAUGCUACAUGGUUACGCUUAUUGUCUGUAUUAUCUAGUUUUCCGUGGUGGGGUUCUUGUGUGCGUACGUAUACUCAUUCCAGAAGCUUCAGGACCGGACAAAAGUUCAAGCAGCCUGGUCAAAAUGUUGGCUAGAAAUAGAGGCCUUACGGUGGGCUUUGUCGGUGGGAUUGUCUUCACUCUGCUAUGUCUGGAGCUGGUAUUUUAUGGGGAUAAAACUGCGGUUAGAAGUACGACCUCCGAACGUCAGGCUCAAGAUUUCUCCACAACGUUAACGACGGAGCAGCCUGCCAAGUCGGAGACAAAACAAAACAUGGUGACGUCAGUCUGGAGUCAGAAGCGUCAUGACUUUGAUAUUAGUAAAAUCACGUCUGCCGAACAAAUGUCAAUACAUGUUGUCGACUCCAAGCCAGUCUACCAAGUCGGUGACACUCUGGUGGUAAAGAUCAUCGCCAGGGACGCUAACGGACAAAAGAAAACUUACGGGGGAGAUUUUCUACUAGCAAAACUGUGUACAAAGUCUCCCGUCAAGGCCUGUUCGGCUGGAAGGAUAACAGACCGCGGAAAUGGAGUAUACAUAGCAAGAUUCUUCCUGAGCUGGCCGGGGAGCUUGGCUAUCUCAGUCAGGUUGGGACAUUCUAGCGAAACUGUUGAGGUUCUGAGGAGAAUUCGCGACUCCUUCCUUGACAGACGUGUUACCAAAUGUAGCUUCGUUGACGAAUACGCGAACCUAACAGAGUGGACUCACUGCAGUUUUAGUCGAAACGACAGCGUCAAUCCAAGAGAUAUCUGUGACUACUCUAGGUCGAUACCGAACGCUACGUGGUACUGUCAAAGGCCCACGAGGGUUAACGGAGGCUGCCAAGCUAUAACAGAGUGUAAUCGAGAUAACCCUGCUACGACCAAGCUCCACGAAACGAUGAUCACAACCAGCGAGGCCGCGCUGUUCAACAGGAGUCUUGCGAAUCGGGAAGUCCCAAAUGACAUCAGAAUCACCGUGAAGGGGAAACGUAUUCAAGAUGGCAUCGGAAUGAAACCUCUACCGCCAUGUGGACCGCAUCUACCAGCAAGAAGUUCUGAGGGGUACUGGUACAACAAAACGUGGUACUCUCUCAAAUGUCAUCCACAUAGACUUCACUUAUCCCACCUAGACUACCGUUGCCUUAGAAACAAAAGCAUCGUCGUACUAGGAGACUCUACGGGACGACAAUAUUUGGAAUAUCUUCAACAUCUAGUGAAGAAUAUCAAAGCCGAUCUACCUGAAGAAAUAAGAAAGUGGGAGAGAAACCAUAAAAGUAUGAAGGUGGAUUUUGUAUUUCACACCUUUCCUAGGAACCACGGAGAACCUGCUCUUGAAGUGAAGAAGCUAAGGUUUGUCGCCGAUGAGAUUGAUCGAAUCGUCGGUGGGCCGAAUGUGCUGCUUGUUCUCUGCUUCUGGGCCCAUUAUAAUGCGGAACCGUUAGAAACGUUUCGUUCGCGAGUCUGGGGAAUUCGGCAUGCUCUAGAACGCUUACUCAGUCGCUACCCUGACACGAAGGUAGUGUGGAGGACCGGAACCAUGCAAGAUCACAUCAAAUUAGAACAUUUUCUGGAAAACAAUAGUUGGUAUACUUCUCAGCUGUUACAAGAAGCCAAGCAGAUUCUUGGCGACUUAAAUAUCUUCAUCAUGGAUGUAUGGGAGAUGUCGGUGUGUGAUGAACCGUUUUACAUGUUACACCCGGGUCCUGAUAUCAUCAAGAGCCACAUAGAGAUGAUGUUGUCCUAUUUGUGUUCACGGUAAAACAAAAUGGAGAUCUAGUCAGAAUUGGGCAUGCCCCUGGGGUGUCGCCAAAAAGGAUUCUCUGACAUUCGAAUAGAUAUGAGUAGUCAGAGUUAGAUCAGCCAAAGUCCCAGACCGAAUAUUUCAGAACACCGGGAUAUCAGUUAUCCAGGUCACUGAAUUUUGAACUCUGUUUAAAACUUCUUGUCCCUCUCUGCUAGGGAUAACGUAGCGUAAUGAUCACUUCUACUGUACCAGUUGUACAUGUAUUACCCAAAGUACCAAAAUGAGCCAGGAUCACAACAUUUAGUGUACGGAGGAUGCUCGUCAAAUUACUGCAUAGAUUUAAAAAAAAAACUCUACCAUUCAGAGGCGAUGACAACUGACUAAACCGGUUUUACUUCUUUUUUUUCUUUCUUUAGGUAUGAUGAACGAAAUAGCUUCUGUAAGCGUGUGUAAUAAUCAGUGUUCACCAGAAACAUAGAAAUGGUUCUAGAUUGAUCCAACAAAAAAUAACCUACUACUGUGAAAAAUUUGUCAUCUGAGAAACUGUGGGAUAACAUUAAUGUAAACCUUACUCAGGGGUUAGUGUAACAAAUCAUUUAUAUGCGGUGUGUUUAGUAGUUUGAGGUUCUGUACCACAUAAUAGUAUAAAUCCCUUGUCAAACAACACGAAAAUGUGCGGGCUCUAAAUGACAUGUUCGGCAGUAUUAAAUACGCCCGAUGUUCUCUUAAAAGCCGCCCGAUUUUAGGUAUCGGCCGACCUUGGCUGGUCACCAAGCCUUGUGAAAAUGAAAAUCCGACCACAAUAAUUUUUUUAUCAACAAAUACCAAGGAGAUUUGUCGACCUUGUGACCUGGGCUUGUUGAGAAAACAAUUGUGAAGUAUUUUUUUUUCUUUGUAUCGUAGCAUUAUUAGACCCUUUGUCAUUUUAUGUCUUAUAUUAGUGUUGGAUCUUAUCAAAGUGAACACUUUUUGGUUCUUAAAAGGUUCAUUUGCUUCUGAUGUUAGUUGUGUUAAGUACCACGAAUGCCUUGUUUUUAUUAUAGGGAAAUAAAAUAAAAUUGCUGAAGACAAAAUA